UGGCUGCUUUCAAAUCCAUGAGUCCCCUGUCGAGUUGCUCUGAAAGCAUGGAACAAAGGGACCCAGCUCUAAAGCCAGUGCCGGACAGAGAGAGGGUGAGGCUGGCAGCUCGCAGUACCUGCUGUAAGGUAACCAUCGCAGCUGUACUCGUGGGUGGCUUUGCUCUUCUUUCCCUGGGCAUUCUAAUGGCGCGCGGCUCCGCACAGGGGCUCAGCUUCGAGCACACGGCGGAGCUGCGAGGGAUCGCGUAUGACCGCAGCUUGCAACGGAGGAACUCGGAUUACUCCCAGACGCUGACCCCCGCUCUGGAAAGGCUGUUUCUUACCAGCUUCCGAGGCUCGCCGCUGGAAGGGAGCUGCCUCGGCUGUGCCAUCCUGGAGUACAGUGGCUUCUGCGGGUCCCGCCUGCGUUUCAGCCCCUCUGCUGCCUGGUCUCUGAGCCCCAGUGUGGAGGAAGAGGCCCUCAGACACGGGCUGGCUGCAGCACUGAGGGAGCAGGGCAUCCCCCUGGCCAGCUAUGGGACCAUCGCCUCGGCCUCUCUCACAGGGCCCAGCAGGCCAGCUCCCUACGGACUCGAAUUGAAAUCAGGUACGAGCUCUCCCUGCCUCGGUGCCAGGCCAGCCCCCUCCCCAGCAGACCCCCGCAGGUGCCCAGGGAACGUGUUUGUCUGUCACAACAAUCCGGAGUGCGAUGGCCAAGCCGACUGCGCCGAUGGCUCCGACGAGGCAGACUGCGGUAGGACCAGGCUGGACUAUCUGAGAGCCGACCUGGGCACCACGUCCCUGAGCGGCGCCGACGGCAGCGCGCUGAGCGUCAGCAUCAAGCAGGUGGUGCAGCACCCCUCCUACAACCCGCUGCUGCUGGACUUCGACGUGGCCGUGCUGGAGCUGGCCCCCCCCCUGCGCUUCAGCAAGUACAUCCAGCCCGUGUGCCUGCCCCUGGCCGUGCAGAAGUUCCCCGUGGGCAAGAAGUGCAUGAUUUCCGGCUGGGGGAGCGUCCGGGAAGGCAACAUCAGCAAGCCCGCGAGCCUGCAGAAAGCCUCCGUCGGCAUCAUCGACCAGAAGACCUGCAACGUUCUCUACAACUUCUCCCUCACCGAGCGGAUGAUCUGCGCUGGCUUCCUGGAGGGCAGGGUUGACUCGUGCCAGAAAGCCUCCGUCGGCAUCAUCGACCAGAAGACCUGCAACGUUCUCUACAACUUCUCCCUCACCGAGCGGAUGAUCUGCGCUGGCUUCCUGGAGGGCAGGGUUGACUCGUGCCAGGCUGCUACGUCAGCAGACUGCCCCGGGUCAGAGCCCCCAGCCCCGUCGGGUCCUAGGCAGAGAACCUGGAGAGCCAGUCACAGGGCACCAUCACGGAAACCAGGGCACAGGGCACAGGGCAGGGGCUGGGCCCGGCCCGAGCACCUGCAGGCCUCCUCCCAAGGGCCCUCCUGCUCUCUCCCAUCCCACAGCUACAGCGACCCCAAGAUGUGGGUGGCGGUUCUGGGGACGCCCUUCCUGAGCGGCAUGGAUGGGAGGGCCGAAAAAAUCUUCCACAUCCACAAGCACCCGUUCUACAACGUCUACACGCUGGACUACGACGUGGCGCUGCUGGAGCUGGCCACGGCCGUGCGGCUCACCAGCACCAUCCGGCCCAUCUGCCUCCCAGACAACUCCCACGUCUUCAGGGAAGGGGCCCGGUGCGUCAUCACCGGCUGGGGGGCCACCAAGGAAGGAGGCCUCAUGUCCAAGCACCUGCAAAAGGCAGCCGUGAGCGUCAUGGGCGAGCAGGCCUGCAGGAAGUUCUACCCCAUCCAGAUCAGCAGCCGGAUGGUGUGCGCCGGCUUCCCGCAGGGCACCAUUGACAGCUGCUCGGGCGAUGCAGGGGGCCCCUUGGCCUGCAGGGAAGCCUCAGGACGAUGGUUUCUGGCUGGAAUCACAAGCUGGGGCUAUGGCUGCGCAAGGCCUUUCUUCCCCGGCGUCUACACCAAGGUCACGGCCGUGCGGGGCUGGAUCGGGCAGAGCCUCAAGCUGUGACGCUGCCUUUUGCACUCAGGGAAGGGGAGAGGAGCGGGCAGCCGGAGCGCUCCUUCCUCAGACCCAAACGCCCGGGGCA
This is a messenger RNA of Pelodiscus sinensis (Chinese soft-shelled turtle), 2097 nucleotides long. NCBI's taxonomy places the organism in Eukaryota, Metazoa, Chordata, Testudines, Trionychidae. The record is from RefSeq and is a predicted model, not a curated record.